Molecule: messenger RNA, 232 nt
Organism: Acaulospora morrowiae
Lineage: Eukaryota; Fungi; Glomeromycota; Glomeromycetes; Diversisporales; Acaulosporaceae
Source: the annotation of a GenBank genome assembly
AUAUACUGAAGGUGGUGUGUUGAGGAGAACUGGUCACACCGAAGCCUCAGUAGACUUGUGCAAACUGUCAGGCCUGCAGCCCGUUGGCGUCAUCUGUGAGCUGGUCAAAGACGACGGGUCAAUGGCACGCCGUGACGAUUGCCGCGCAUUUGCGGAUAAACACGGGUUAAAAUUGAUCACCAUCGCGGACAUUAUCAAAUAUCGUUUAGACAAAGGACUAUUAAACAUUUAA